This is a messenger RNA of Mytilus californianus (California mussel), 2625 nucleotides long. RefSeq names its product procathepsin L-like. Gene Ontology annotation, biological process: immune response. Lineage: Eukaryota; Metazoa; Mollusca; Bivalvia; Mytilida; Mytilidae. Gene Ontology annotation, molecular function: cysteine-type endopeptidase activity. The record is from RefSeq and is a predicted model, not a curated record. Bases 161 to 1258 code for a protein of 365 amino acids. Gene Ontology annotation, cellular component: lysosome. The transcript has 10 exons.
GUAUUUCCAUCAUGUGAUCAAUUUUUCAUUACAAAGUUGGGUGUGUAUCAUAUGACUUGUCUUGAGGUGCAUGUGACAGAAUAUAAUAUUUAAGCAUAUGUUUCCAAUAGAUUUUAGAUUAAAUCUGACAACAAAGGAGUGAAAUAACCAUUGCCUAACCAUGCUUCGUCUUAGUAUACUAUUGGUUGCCAUAGCAACUGUAUUUACAGCACCACAGACACAGGACCAGAAUUCCAUUAUAAGAUAUUUUGACAUUCAGCCAGCAUCUGUUAAAAUGACUGUGACAGCACCCAAAGGUCAUGUUGUCACAUCAUUUGAACCUUACGACAAAUCCUGGGAAAAAUUCAAACUUGAACACAGUAAAUCAUAUCAUACCAUUGAAGAAGAAACAUAUCGUAGAACUGUUUUCAAGAAGAAUGCAUUAAAAAUAGAGGAACACAACAAAAAAUACAGUCUUGGUCAGAAGUCUUAUUAUCUUGGAAUAAACCAGUUUGCUGAUAUGGAACACUGGGAGUAUAUGCAACAUCAUGGAUUCCAGGUAAAGAAAACAGUAAACAGAACAAGUACAGGGUCAAAGUUCCUGCCUCCUCUCAAUGUUGUUUUACCUGAGAAUGUAGAUUGGAGAGAUAAAGGAUAUGUAACACCAGUAAAGAAUCAGGGACAGUGUGGUUCUUGUUGGUCAUUCAGUACAACUGGUGCCUUGGAAGGACAACACUUUAGAAAGUCAGGUAAAUUGCUUUCUCUUAGUGAACAACAAUUGGUUGAUUGUUCUGGUGACUAUGGUAACGAAGGAUGUAAUGGUGGUUUAAUGGAUGAUGCAUUCAAAUACAUUAAAGCUGUCGGUGGAUUAGAAACUGAAGAUGACUAUCCAUACACAGCUAAGCAACAUACAUGUGACUUUGAUGCCAGUGAGACUGUUGCCUCGGAUACUGGAUUUGUUGAUGUAGAAAGUGGUAGUGAAUCAGACCUGAAGAAAGCUUCAGCUUCAGUUGGUCCUAUAUCUGUGGCUAUUGAUGCCAGUCAUCAAUCAUUCCAACUUUACAAAGGAGGUGUAUAUGACGAAGAAGAAUGCAGCAGUAAAAAUUUAGACCAUGGAGUAUUAUGUAUAGGCUAUGGUACUGAUGAAAGUGGAAAUGAUUACUGGCUUGUUAAAAAUAGCUGGGGUGAAACCUGGGGUGACCAAGGAUACGUGAAAAUGUCCAGAAAUAAGGAUAAUCAGUGUGGUAUAGCUACACAGGCCAGUUAUCCACUUGUUUAAAUUUGGAACUCUACAGAAAACAGAGAUCAGUGAAUCUUGAGGAUCAGAAGCUUUCCUAUAGUAUAUAUAUACUUUACAUCUGUACUAAUUUGCAUGUGACAAAAAACCAUAAAAUUUACCAAGCAUUAUCUUAUUGUUACACACAUUAUCAGGAAGAACCAUAACUUACAAAAGAAAUAUUUUUCACAAUAUGAAACCAUUUGAUAUGCAAAUUAUUUUUUACAAAUGUAGACAUUGUAAAUAGAAUGUUAAACAUUCCAGUAUUGUUAUGUUAGAGUUGACAUGUUAACGUAGUUACAACCUACAAAGUCACAAUUGAAGUAGCUUGAUUUUUGUAUACAUUUUUUACUGCCGACAUAUAUCCAGGUUGAAUUUUUCACAUGAAAAAAAUCAUGAUUUAAUUUUUUUCUUAUAUUAAUAUGAGAAAUUCUAUUUGGUUGUCAGACAUUUUAAGACGAGAUAUUUAGUUGUCACAUUGAAACUGUUUUGUGUUUAUGCAGACAAUCUGUAUUGAUCUUAAUUACAUAAACCGGUGUUAUUUGUGAUAUUAAACGAUUGGUUGUUUGACUUAAACUUGUAUAUGUUAGAUAUACUUGAUUCUGAAUAUUUUUAUUAUUAUUUGGAAUAUCUGAAAUUAGAUUCGAUAUGUAAAUAAUUCUUUGCUAACUUUUUUCCAAACAAAAAUGUUGCACUGAAUUUUUCUCCAAAUUUUGCGUGAAUCUCAUGUUUAAGAUCUAGAUUUGAUAUUAAAACUUUACUUGAAAAUAAUAUCUGAAAUACAUUAAGUUGUUUUUGCAUAAACUUUAUAUGAGUGUACUAAAUUUUAGUGCACUACAUGUUUAUAAUAAUCACAACAAUUCUACAUGUUUAUAAUGAUUUAAACUUGGAUCUGAAAUCCUACCAGAAUCAUCACAAAGUUGCUUCAUAGUCACUUCUUAUCUAAAUGAUUUGUUUAAGGGAGGUAUUAAUCGGUUACUUUUACUCUAGUUUUUUUUUUUAAAUUUAAAAAUAUAGAUCAUUCAUACUGAGUGUCAUGUUAGUGGAAACAUCUGUAAUAUUGAUAUUGAUUUUUAAUGUAAAAUGUUUACUAGAUAUUGAAUGAAUUUCUCUUUUCUCAUUUGAAUUUUCUUUCAAAUAUACAGCUUUGGUUUUGGUUAUGCCUUUAGCUUGUGAUUUUUCGUGUUAUUUCAUUCAUGAACUUUUAUGUUUAUUAGCAAGACUACAUAUAUUAUAAUUACAAGAAUCAUUUCUAUUUCAUUUCUAUUUCAUCGAUUUAUUGUAUUGGACAAUUUGUUGUGUUUAUCUUAUAUGUGCUAAACUUGUAUUUACAUUGAGAAAUCUCAUAAUAAAUGUUCUUUUUUCAAAAA